This is a messenger RNA of Amphibalanus amphitrite, 2137 nucleotides long. RefSeq names its product probable G-protein coupled receptor 139 (gene CNMaR). Gene Ontology annotation, molecular function: G protein-coupled receptor activity. Lineage: Eukaryota; Metazoa; Arthropoda; Thecostraca; Balanomorpha; Balanidae. Gene Ontology annotation, biological process: G protein-coupled receptor signaling pathway. The coding region runs from base 219 to 1376 and encodes 385 amino acids. The transcript is spliced from 2 exons. Gene Ontology annotation, cellular component: plasma membrane. The record is from RefSeq and is a predicted model, not a curated record.
UGCUCUGUCGGCGGCGGCCUCGGUCAGACGCGCGGCUCGAGCGGCGUCGGUAGCGGCGUCUCAGACACCUCCCACCUGGUCGACGGUCACCUGACACCCCGCUCAACCAGUCGGGCACUUGGCGCUACCAGCGGCAGACCAGUCCCUGUCCGCUCCUCCACGUCCCUCUGCGACCGGAGCGCCGCUCUCCGCUGCCGAGUACCUCUGGGACCGUUCCGAUGGCUCCCUGGGAGAACCUCACCGACUCGGCGACCCUGGCGCUGAACCGGUCAGCCACCAGCGCCGGCGACAUGGAGGCCAACCGCACCGACCUGCAGACGCUGACCCAGGUGCUGGACAUGCUGGAGCUCUACUACACGCCGCUGAUCGUGGUGCUCGGCGCCUGCGGCAACAUCGCCUCCAUGCUGGUGCUGUUCCUGACCAAGCUGCGCGGCCAGUCGUCGUCGUUCUACCUGUCGGCGCUGGCGGCCAGCGACACGGGCUUCCUGCUGACGCAGCUGGUCGGCUGGCUGGAGGAGGUGCACCUGCCGCUGCUGCUGCAGCCCGUCAUCUGCCAGCUCACACAGUACGUGGCCAACUGCUGCAGCUUCACCAGCGCCUGGUUCGUCGUCGCCUUCACCGUGGAGCGCUUCGUGGCCGUCUGCUACCCGCUGCACCGGCCCAGCUUCUGUACCGUGCACCGCGCCAAGAUGGUGAUCGCCUCGCUCACGGCCAUCUCGGCACUGGCCAACAGCUACGCGCUGGUCAUCAUCCGGCCGAUCCCGCUCGACGACGGCCAGAUGGUGUGCGACAUCGACUUCGGCCGCUACCCGUCCGUCGGCUUCUGGCUGACCACGGUGGACAUGGUGGCCACGCUGGUGCUGCCCUUCCUGCUGAUCGUGCUGCUGAACGUGCAGAUCGCCCGCGCCAUCUGCCGUCUGGAGCUGGUGCGCCGCAUGAUGUACGUGUCCUCGGCCGAGCACGGUACGCCGCGCGCCAACAGCCAGCAGAAGAUCACCAAGAUGCUGCUGAUCGUGUCGUCCGUGUUCCUGCUGCUCAACCUGCCCGCCUAUGUGAUCCGCGUCUGGGCCUUCAUUGCGACUGUGACCCGCUCCACGACCCGCUCCGACCUGUGGCUGGUGCUGGUGCAGGCCGUGGCACACCUGCUCUUCCAGCUCAACUUCGCCAUCAACUUCCUGCUCUACUGCGUGUCGGGCCAGAACUUCCGGCGGGCGGUGCGCGCGCUGUUCUGCGGCACCCGUCAGCCGGCCAGCACACGCACCAGCACCACGCUGGCCGAGAACAUCCCGCUGACCUCGCUGUGCCGGCGCAGCGUGCACGCCGUCUGCUCGAACGGUACUGCCAAGCGCGCCGUGGUGCGCGGCUCGCCCAUCUAGUGCCGGCGCAGCGUGCACGCCGUCUGCUCGAACGGUACCGCCAAGCGCGCCGUAGUGCGCGGCUCGCCCAUCUAGUGCCGGCGCAGCGUGCACGCCGUCUGCUCGAACGGUACCGCCAAGCGCGCCGCGGUGCGCGGCUCGCCCAUCUAGGUGACCGCGGGGCGAGAGGUGGACAGAGUGCGCGCGAUAUGGACGCGAUGUGGGUGUGAGGUGGAUGUGAGGUGGAUGAGGUGUGGACAUGUGAGAAAGCGUGGACGCGAUGUGACCAGAGGCGGACGAUGUGCGAAGUGACGUGAGCGAGAUGUGAACGCGAGAAACUAUCGCGAUAUUUGACACUAUGCGAAUGUGAUGCAAACCAAAGCCGAACGCAAUGUGAGUGUGACAUCCGUUGAGAGGACAUGCCAGCGGCUCGAGAAUCGCGUGUACAAGUGGCGAGCGAUCGCCAGGAGAGGCGCCGUCACGGUGAUGAAGGAGUUGUUCCGUGUGCGCCGGUGUCUGCCGCCGGCUGACUGUGCUGUGCGCUGUGACGCUGAACGGAGGCGGCUCAAUGUCGGCCGCUCCCGCCGCUCAUCGCUGGCUCGCUGUUGCUGUGCUCGGUGACACACCGCUCGCUGUGCGGCCAGCUGCGGCCGCCGGCGGCCGUCGUCACCGGGCCCGUGUCUUCUGUGAAGGCUGUGUGCGCGCCGCCGCGGGCUCUCUGUCGUGUCUCUGUCUCUGUGUGCUCUGUGCUCUCGCCGGCCGCAAUAAGAGCUAGGCGUGCC